UCAACCAGACUCCCAGAAAUCAUGUUGGUAGGAUCUCAGUCAUUCUCCCCUGGAGGUCCCAAUGGGAUUAUUAGAAGCCAGUCCUUUGCUGGUUUCAGUGGUCUUCAAGAAAGGCGAUCCAGGUGUAAUUCCUUCAUUGAAAAUACUUCAGCACUCAAGAAGCCUCAGGCCAAACUGAAGAAGAUGCACAAUUUAGGAUACAAAACCAAUGGCCCUCCUAAAGAGCCUCAGCCUAAAAGGGUGGAAGAGGUCUACCGGUUCCUAAAGAAUGGACUUGAUGAGUAUCUGGAGUUCCAUCAGACAGAGUUGGACAAGUUGACUGCUCAGCUAAAAGACAUGAGAAGAAACUCUCGCCUGGGUGUUCUAUAUGACUUAGACAAGCAAAUCAAAACAAUCGAAAGAUACAUAAGACGACUGGAGUUUCACAUUAGUAAGGUGGAUGAACUCUAUGAAGCUUAUUGUAUCCAAAGACGACUCCAAGAUGGUGCUAGCAAAAUGAAGCAAGCAUUUGCCACCUCCCCAGCCAGCAAAGCCGCCAAAGAGAGUUUAUCUGAAAUUAACAGGAGCUACAAGGAAUAUACGGAGAAUAUGUGCACAAUCGAGGCAGAGCUGGAACAGCUUCUAGGAGAGUUUUCCAUCAAGAUGAAAGAACUGAGAAAUGGGCACAUGAUUGGCAUAGUGAUUGGGAGCACAGGUAUUUUCAUGAAGUAUGGCAGGCAGCGUUGGAAACUAAAAGGCAAAAUAGAGGUGAAUGGCAAACAGAGCUGGGACGGAGAAGAAAUGGUUUUCCUGCCUUUGAUAGCUGGAUUAAUUUCCAUUAAGGUCACAGAACUUAAAGGACUUGCAACUCAUAUCCUGGUGGGAAGUGUCACCUGUGAGACAAAAGACCUUUUUGCAGCCCGGCCUCAGGUGGUAGCUGUUGACAUCAAUGAUCUUGGCACCAUCAAAUUAAAUUUGGAAAUCACUUGGUAUCCGUUUGAUGUGGAGGACAUAACCUCAUCUACAGGCACUGGGAAUAAGGCCUCAGCUCUCCAGAGGAGGAUGUCCAUGUACAGCCAAGGCACUCCAGAAACCCCUACCUUCAAGGAUCACUCGUUUUUUAAGUGGCUGCAUCCUUCACCAUUCAAGCCCCGGAGGUUAGCAGUCUUAAGUGCCUUACACGAUACGUUCUUGGCCAAGCUUCAGCGCAGCCGUUCAUUCAGUGACCUGCCCUCCCUCAGACUGAACCCCAAAGCAGUGCUAGAUCUUUAUUCUAAUCUACCUGAUGAUAUCUUUGAAAAUGGAAUGGCAGUUGAGGAAAAAAGACCCCUGUCUCUCAGUUUUUUUGACUUGCCCAAUGGUGAUUGUGCCUCAUCUUCUAAAUCAACUGGUUCUUCUACUAACAUUGGUCAGUCUAAUCCAGAAAUCACCGUCACCCCAGCAGAAAAUCACCAUAGCAAUCUAGCCUCCCAGAUCUUCCCUGGGGAAGACAUAGAACCAGGCUCUUUCAGGAAUUCCACAGCAGAAGUCCAGGACCCAAAGCUACUACCAGAGCACACAGAAGAGAACCAGAAAGCCUCCCCGGUUGCUUCUGAAGUGUGCCAACAAACACCGGGUCCAGGGGGUGACAACCUGUUCCUGCAAAAUAAUGUCGCUGUGUCACUUCUGCAAGAUUCAGAUGAGGCAUCUGAGCUUAAACCUGUGGAACUGGACACCUUUGAAGGAAACAUCACCAAACAACUUGUCAAGAGGCUCACCUCAACAGAGGUGCCAGUGAUCCCUGAGAGGCUUCCAUUUGAGGGCUCAGUCAGUGGAGAAUCAGAAGGCUGUAGAUCCUUCCUAGAUGGGAGCUUAGAGGAAGCUUUUCAGGGGCUUUUCCUAGCACUAGAACCCCAUAAAGAGCAAUAUAAAGAGUUCCAGGAUCUGAAUCAAGAGGUGAUGCACCUGGAUGAUGUUCUUAAAUGCAAGCCAGGAGGAAGCCGCAGCCGGUCUUCCAGUUUAAGUCUUACAGUUGAGAGUGCUUUAGAAAGCUUUGAUUUCCUGAACACCUCUGACUUUGAUGAGGAGGAGGAUGGUGAGGAGGUUUGUAAUGUUGGAGGAGGUGCUGACUCAGUAUUUUCAGACACUGAGACUGAGAAAAAUAGUUACAGAUCGAUUCACCCUGAAGCCAGGGGGCAUCCUAGUGAAGCGCUGACAGAAGACACGGGAGUCGGUACCAGUGUAGCGGGAAGUCCUCUUCCCCUGACCACAGGAAACGAAAGCCUUGACAUCACCAUAGUUAGGCAUUUGCAAUACUGUACCCAGCUCAUCCAGCAAAUUGUGUUCUCAAGCAAAACUCCAUUAAUAGCAAGAAAUCUCUUAGAGAAGCUCUCUGGACAAGUCCAAGUGAUGGAAAAACUUGCAGCUGUCAGUGAUGAAAACAUGGGGAAUAUCAGCUCUGUCAUAGAAGCUAUCCCAGAAUUCCAUAAAAAGUUGUCACUCCUAUCUUUUUGGACAAAGUGUUGCAGUCCCGUAGGUGUCUACCACACCUCAGUUGACAGGGUAAUGAAGCAGCUUGAGGUCAACUUUGCCAGAACUGUCAACAAAGAACACCCAGGACUUGCAGAAACAGCAUUUCGAACUCUGGUGUGUCGAAUUCUGGAUCGGGCUGAGCCUCUGCUUUCCUCCAGUCUCUCCUCUGAGAUCAUCACCGUUUUUCAGUAUUAUCAUUACUUUGCCCUGAAUGGUGUGAGUGACCUUGAGGGUUACCUAAUUCAUUUGGCUAAGCAAGCCUCCAUGGUUCAAAUUCUCCAGUCAUUAAGAGAUGAAAAACUACUACAGAACAUGACAGAUCUCACAGCCAACAACCUCCCAGUCCAGCAGGAAGUGCUUCGAUCCCUAGCUUUUCUUCUAACUGAAAACAAUGAUGAGAUUAGUCAAGCUGUGACCCUGUAUUUGGCAGCAGCAUCCAAAAACAAGCAUUUCAGGGAAAAGGCCUUAUUGUACUACUGCGAGGCCCUGACAGAGACAAACCUCCACCUUCAGAAAGCAGCAUGUAUGGCACUGAAGAGCCUUGAGGCUACUGAAAGCAUUAAAAUGCUCGUGAGUCUGUGCCAGUCUGAUAAUGAAGAGAUCAGAAAUGUGGCAUCUGAAACCCUCCUCUCUCUUGGAGAAGACGGACGGCUAGCAUAUGAGCAGCUGGAUCAGUUUCCUCGAGACUGCGUGAAGAUUGGAGGUCGUUAUGGAAAUGAAGUUGCCACGGCUUUCUAA
Molecule: messenger RNA, 3228 nt
Organism: Gracilinanus agilis (Agile Gracile Mouse Opossum)
Lineage: Eukaryota; Metazoa; Chordata; Mammalia; Didelphimorphia; Didelphidae
Gene: RIPOR2
Product: RHO family interacting cell polarization regulator 2
Exons: 22
Coding region: 22-3228 (1068 amino acids)
Source: RefSeq, a predicted model, not a curated record